This is a messenger RNA of Rangifer tarandus platyrhynchus (Svalbard reindeer), 357 nucleotides long. The record is from the annotation of a GenBank genome assembly. NCBI's taxonomy places the organism in Eukaryota, Metazoa, Chordata, Mammalia, Artiodactyla, Cervidae.
AUGAUAAAGAGGUCACUUGGGAAGAGCCUCGAAAUUAUGGUGGUCUGUGCAGAAAGCUGGAUUUGUAUCUGGGGAGCAAACGCUGAGGUUCACCGCAAAGCAGUCACCCAUGCGUUUUAUUGGAACUGCUGUCAGGGGCAGAAUGCUGGGCUGGAAGGACCAUGGCCCUGGCAACACUGCUGGCUUCAGAGUGCUCAUUUGCUGGCCUGUUCCGAUGACAUGAUGCUGUGUCCUGCAUGUGAAGAGCACAUCUGCCCUGGGACGAUCACCGUGUCCACUGGCCUUGAGCCUUUUCCUGAGGCUGAACUUGAAUGUCUCCCCAUGUGGGCUCAGUCCAGGAUUUUUAUUGUUCUGUGA